Molecule: messenger RNA, 1384 nt
Organism: Ceratitis capitata (Mediterranean fruit fly)
Lineage: Eukaryota; Metazoa; Arthropoda; Insecta; Diptera; Tephritidae
Gene: Der-2
Product: derlin-2
Exons: 5
Coding region: 436-1212 (258 amino acids)
Biological process (GO): endoplasmic reticulum unfolded protein response
Cellular component (GO): endoplasmic reticulum membrane; Hrd1p ubiquitin ligase ERAD-L complex
Molecular function (GO): ubiquitin-specific protease binding; misfolded protein binding
Source: RefSeq, a predicted model, not a curated record
UCUUUGCAAUUGAGUUGUUUUUGGUGUGAUAGCUAUUUUAACAGAAAAUAUUACUAGAAAAUACACGUCACAAAACAAAUUCAACUGAUAACGCACCUUGGUAAAAAGUGAAUGUUUUGGCUUUCCUGGCGUAGGCAAUGUGGUUGCCUUUGCUUGGUUUAAAUUUAGUUUGGAUGAAAAGUAUGUCCAAUGAACUUGUUCAACACCAAUAAACCAAGCUUUGACCUUUGCAACGAAAGUAAACGCAUUAACAGAAAAGUACACAAAUCAAAACUAUUCAGAGAAGUAAAUCAAUUGACAUAACGGCAGUGGGUUAAAAUUAGCGGGUGCAACUGGUGUCAACUGUGUUGGCGAUUUGUCAGGUACCCUUCCGGUGCUAACAAAUUUAUUGCUUAUUGUUUGAAAAAUAAUAGGUUUUAAAAAGAUAUUGUCAACAUGGCAUUUCAAUCAUUAUUGCGAUUUUAUAUGGAAAUACCGACAGUGACACGAAUCUACACAACAGCAUGUGUUUUAACGACGGUAGCGGUGCACCUAGACCUGGUAUCACCGCUGCAACUUUAUUUCAAUCCUACGCUUAUACUUUGGAAACUACAAGUGUGGCGACUUGCCACAACAUUCCUAUUUUUCGGUUCAGUUGGGAUUAGUUUUUUCUUUAAUAUGGUCUUCACCUAUCGGUAUUGCCGCAUGCUUGAGGAGAGCUUCUUCCGUGAUCGGACGGCAGAUUUUGUAAUGAUGUUUCUUUUUGGUGGCGCAUUAAUGGUAUUCUUUGGUCUAUUUGUGAACUUGCUCUUCCUCGGACAAGCAUUCACAUUAAUGUUGGUUUAUGUCUGGUCCCGCCGAAAUCCUUUCGUGCGCAUGAAUUUCUUUGGUGUACUAAAUUUUCAGGCGCCUUACUUGCCAUGGGUCCUCAUGUGCUGUUCAAUGAUUCUGGGCAACACAAUUUGGGUAGAUAUUGUUGGAAUGGGUGUCGGACAUAUAUACUACUUUCUCGAAGACGUAUUUCCAUUUCAAGCAAACGGUUAUAGAAUCCUUAAAACACCACAUUUCUUAAAAGUUAUAUUCAAUGAACACAUCGAAAAUAAUGUUCCACCAUGGGUAGGCGAUCGGCCAGGCGGCUACCAUUGGGGAGCAGAUGAAGCAGAAAACAUAGCCGCUCCACAACCAAACGCUGGCGCUGGUGAUGCCAAUGACGAAGCAAACCAACGACGAUAAAAAUUAUUGUUUUUGUAUAUUUACCACCCAACGUACUGAAAGAAAUGCACAUAGUUCAUAAAAAAAUUAACAGGCGGGGAAAGGGAAAUAAAUGUCUUAGCACACAUAUUUAUUGAAUAAAAGAAUAGUGAAAAAGACAAACAAUAAACCAACUGUUUAAAAAGACCUGUAA